Folsomia candida is the source of this 2905-nucleotide messenger RNA. Its product is annotated as lysosome membrane protein 2. Gene Ontology annotation, cellular component: membrane; cytoplasm. NCBI's taxonomy places the organism in Eukaryota, Metazoa, Arthropoda, Collembola, Entomobryomorpha, Isotomidae. The transcript has 10 exons. Gene Ontology annotation, molecular function: scavenger receptor activity. The coding region runs from base 714 to 2621 and encodes 635 amino acids. The record is from RefSeq and is a predicted model, not a curated record.
AGUCGGCAUUGUACAAUCAGCAGAGUAAGUGGAAUAAGGAAAGAGCGAGACUGCAAUUUUCAGCAAGCCGUUCCUUGACCAUCAUUAUUCAGUCGUCGAGUCGUCGAUUGCUAAAUUAUAUAAUUGCUUAGAAAACCACAUUGAAAUUAUUAAUCUCUAUGUUUUUAAGUGCUUGUGGUCGUCCAGUGUCAAAUCUAAGUCAUUCCAUAUAUUUUUUUAGUAAUGUGCAAAGUGGAACAUUUUAGUAGUUUAUUGGUGUAAUAUGAAACAAUGUUGAGGGUUGGUCGCAUAUUACCUCGUAUUUUCCAAAAUGAGUCUUCAGUCAAAUAGCAGUGUUGUACUUUGUACUUGGGUAAUUGUGAGAUUCUGUACUUUGACUUGUGAAAAAGUGAUGUGCAGUUAAAGUGUGAACAUACAAGUGCAACUACAGCGAAAAGUUUUUGCUCAUUCGAUUCGUCUCACCACCUACAAACUUGUCAAGAGUUUAGCUCUCAUAUCUCCAGAGGUGACCAUUGCUCAAAAGUUUUUUUUUUUUGAGACGUUGUUACAGACUGACAGCGUCAUGCUCAAAAUGUCGUCACAAUAUUAAUAUGGCUGUCUUAUGAACAUGAUAAAACCAAUUGAAUCUGCAGUGUGUAUCUCCAGUCGCCCAAGAGCAUGGACUUGUAAAAGUGUGUGGUUUAAAGGAAUGAGAUUCUAAACGUGCUACAAUAAUGAAACCCUUGGAUAUUAAGCAGUAUGCUGGAGAAAGCAGAAAAUCCGUUGUCUGUUCCUGGACACGUGUGUGCCGAAGUUGUCCUUACAUUCUGGUUGUAAUUAGCCUGAUAAUUUUGUGCCUAACUGCUUUUUUUAAGUAUGCGGCAUUGGACUGGAUUAUUGACCAGCAGGUUGAACAGAAACUACGACUUAUCCCUGGAACGGACACAUUCGAGAAAUGGAAAGACGUUCCUGUCCCCAUAAUAAUCAAAUUCCGUAUCUUUAAUGUUACGAAUCCUGUUCAAGUACAAAAUGGGGGAAUUCCAUCCUUGGUAGAAGCUGGACCAUAUGCUUAUGAGGAAAAGCGAGUCAAAGAAAUCAUUGCAAUGGACGAUGAAAGAGACACGAUAAUCUACAAGCAGAGAAUAUUCUACACAUUUCGACCUGAUUUAUCAAAAGGGUCCGAAUUUGACAGAUUGGUGGUCAUCAACGUCCCCUUCGUGACAUUGUCAAAAAUGACAUAUGAUAAUGUGGGCAACUUUUCCUUCGCUCACGCCUUAGCAGAUCGAAAUAUGCGACAAAGAGGAGAGCGACUCUUCACAUACGCCAGUGUAAAGGAAUAUCUUUUUGACGGGUAUUCCGUGCAGCACUAUCUCAAUUUCCUGAAAAGUCCUGCGCUCGCAUUGAUCGGAGGGGUAAAAAUUCCUUCCAGUAUCAGCACUGGAAGGUUUGGCUUUUAUUUGGGGAAAAAUGGUUCGGAUGAUGGGGAAUUCGUUAUUCGAACAGGAAGAACGAAUCCACAAGAAUUUGGUCAGAUUGUUAGCUGGAAUGGAAAAACAAAGCUUGAUUAUUAUGAUGGCCUAUGCAACCUAAUUAAUGGAACUGACGGAUCAUUGGUUCCACCAUUUGUCACCAAAGAAAGCAAAAUUAGAUUUUUCUCAACAGACAUAUGCAGAUCAAUUUAUAUGGUGUACCGAGAAGAAAGUGAAGUCAUGGGUGUAAAAACAUACCGCUUUCGCCCCCCAAAUGCCAAGCAGAUAUUCAGUCACCAGGAUUUUUGUUUUUGCCCCCAAGGAAAAAAUAAUGAAUGUUAUCAGUACGGUGUGCUGAGUAUGGCCCCCUGUCGUGAUGGUGCCCCGGUUUCGAUGUCGGCCGUGCAUUUCCUUGACUCAUUCGAACAAUAUUUAGGUGGUGUACAGGGUCUACAGCCAGAUAAAGAAAUCCAUGAGACUUUCCUUGAUAUUGAACCGAAAACUGGACUAAUUCUAAACGCUGCAAAGCGUGUCCAAUUUAAUGUGAUGCUAAAUCCUAACAGAGAUAUGACCACAUUUGCCCAGGUCCGGAAAGUUUUGAUACCAUUUAUGUGGGUGGAAGAGACUGCGGAGCCAACCGAGGCAUUCAUUCGUGAAUUGCAACAGCAGCUCUUUAGACCCAUGGAGAUCGCCAACACCGUCGCCUUGGGGGGAUUAAUUUCCUGCACGAUUCUGAUCAUGGCAGGCCUGCUGGCAAUAUUUUCCGUCCGAGCAAUGUUUUCCAGAAAUCGGCACUCCGCAAAUUCUGUGACCUCGGAUAAUUCCAACUCAUUUCAUGCCGAAAGUAACAGUCGGGAAUCCUCUCGAAGCCGUUCUGGUUCUAUUAAUUCAUUUAGUCGUGUCAGCUCAGCCACGUCGUUUCAUACGAAUAAAAGCAUGGGGAGCAUUGUCAGCGUCAUGAGCAGAGGAACAAUGACGACCACAAGUGAAAGCAAAGGGAUCCUCAGUGAGGACAUCCUUAUCACGGAGAAUGGAACAAAUAGAAAAUUACCAUCGUCCAAUGAAAAUACAACUUGCGAGCUGGGUAUGAACAAUGUGACAAGUGCAAAAGGAGUCUUAAAGUUCGUGACACCACAAAAAUCUGACCAGAAUGAUCAGAAUGCUAACAAAUAAAACAAUUUUUUUGAUAUUGAUAGUGCCAAAUUAUCAAAUAUAUUUAACAUGUAUGUACUUGAACGUAAUACUACGAAUGUAGAUUUACAGAAGCCAUACAUAAAUAUAUUCAGUAUUCACUUUGUGGUUAUUAUUAUUUUUAUUGUUAUAUUAAUUUACUCAUGGAUAGCUUAUUUAAUUAUUUAUAUAAAUACAAGCCACAUGUACCUAAUAAUUUUGUGCUCAUUCAUCAUGGACUUGUUUGAAAUAUAAAUAAACUAUAACGAAAACAUGUAUUUCAAAAA